CUUGGUGUGAGAAGAUAAUGGGGCAAAGGCAAACCACGGUGGCCCAACGGGAAGAGAGCCACAGUGUGUGAGGAGGAAGAACUGACAAGUCAACCGAAUGAGAGGGAACAUCCCCAUAAUCUUGGUUGGGGACAGUCAGGAUAAUGGCCGGAAAAGUAAAAUGGGUAACUGACAUAGAGAAAUCCGUGCUAAUAAACAACUUUGAAAAGAGAGGCUGGAUCCAGGUGUCAGAACAUGAGGACUGGAACUUCUACUGGAUGAGUGUGCAAACUAUUCGAAAUGUUUUCAGUGUGGAAACUGGUUACCGCCUUUCUGAUGACCAGAUUGUCAACCAUUUCCCAAAUCACUAUGAGCUCACCCGAAAAGACCUGAUGGUAAAAAAUAUCAAGAGGUACAGGAAAGAAUUGGAAAAAGAAAGUAGUCCUCUUGCAGAGAAAGAUGAAAAUGGGAAAUACCUUUACUUAGACUUUGUGCCUGUCACCUUCAUGCUUCCAGCCGAUUACAACUUAUUUGUUGAAGAAUUCCGGAAAAACCCUUCCAGUACAUGGAUCAUGAAGCCCUGUGGAAAAGCUCAAGGAAAAGGAAUAUUCCUUAUCAAUAAACUUUCACAAAUUAAAAAGUGGUCACGAGACAGCAAAACAUCCUCGUUUGUAUCUCAGUCCUCCAAAGAAGCGUACGUGAUUUCCCUCUAUAUCAAUAAUCCACUGCUGAUUGGUGGGAAGAAAUUUGAUCUGCGCCUGUAUGUAUUGGUGUCAACUUAUCGUCCUCUGAGGUGUUACAUGUAUAAACUUGGGUUUUGUCGGUUUUGUACAGUAAAAUAUACACCAAGUACAAGUGAAUUAGACAACAUGUUUGUGCAUCUUACAAAUGUUGCCAUUCAGAAGCAUGGGGAUGAUUACAAUCACAUUCAUGGUGGCAAAUGGACAGUGAGUAAUCUUCGCUUAUAUCUAGAAAGCACUCGUGGAAAAGAAGUCACCAACAAAUUGUUUGAUGAAAUUCACUGGAUAAUUGUGCAGUCAUUGAAGGCUGUUGCACCUGUAAUGAACAAUGAUAAACACUGCUUUGAAUGCUAUGGAUAUGACAUCAUCAUUGAUGAUAAGCUUAAACCAUGGCUCAUUGAGGUCAAUGCUUCGCCAUCUCUUACUUCUAGUACUGCAAAUGACCGUAUACUCAAAUACAAUCUUAUUAACGACACACUUAACAUUGCUGUGCCUAAUGGGGAAAUUCCUGAUUGUAAAUGGAAUAAAUCACCCCCAAAGGAAGCCCUUGGAAAUUAUGAAAUCUUAUAUGAUGAAGAGAUGGCACAAAGUGAAGUGCCAGAUCGUGAUUCGCGAAGUCGCUCUGGGCAACCCAUUGGGUUUAAAGGAUACCGAGCCAGAGACUCUGGAAAAUCUGGACCCGUUACAUGGAAGUAGCUGCAGGAUGAACUGAAGGCUGCUGCUUCCUGAAAUUCAGGGCUGUGGUCUCAGUGGGAAGUUCUAAUGAAAUGAGCAUUCAGAGUAUGAAUCCCUUUUACUAAAUGCAAUUACAGAGGAAGGCAAUGUUGUUCAAAGGGCACAAAAUAUUAAAUUGGUACAGAAUUGACUUCGUGGUGUGUGUGUGCACGCGUGUGUGCUCGCCUUUUUACUGCAAAAUUGUUGUGCUUCAUGUUGUAUCAGAUAGUUGUAAUAUAUAUUGUUUAAUCCCACUGGUAUUAACGCAUACAUUUAAAAAACAUAACUUGUUCCUAAGCCAUAUUAAUUUAUAUGAGCAAGUGAUUUCUUUCUCUCAUGUUGCUUCCAGUGCAUCAAGAACAUGUAUUCUGAGAGAACUGUUCUGUAGAGCAGAAACCCUGUAUUUCCCUGCAUUUGUUUGAUGUCUGCUUUUGUUCAGCACUUAUUUAUUGUGUUUUGUUAAGUUGAUUAUAUUUAACUUAAUAACUUUUGUUGUUUAAGAUUGCCUUGAGUUUUUCUUUUGAAGGAAAGGCAGGACAUAAAAAUUUGAAAUAAAGCUGCCUUUCUGAUUUCCAAAUACUUUACUGGAAUUUUAAAUAUGUACUAUUAAAGCUAUAUACAUAUUACUGUUGCAAAAGACUGACAAUAAAAAUAGUGAGACUUCA
Molecule: messenger RNA, 2098 nt
Organism: Hemicordylus capensis (graceful crag lizard)
Lineage: Eukaryota; Metazoa; Chordata; Lepidosauria; Squamata; Cordylidae
Gene: TTLL1
Product: TTL family tubulin polyglutamylase complex subunit L1
Exons: 10
Coding region: 144-1415 (423 amino acids)
Biological process (GO): protein polyglutamylation; microtubule cytoskeleton organization
Cellular component (GO): cilium
Molecular function (GO): tubulin binding; tubulin-glutamic acid ligase activity
Source: RefSeq, a predicted model, not a curated record